AUGACCAAGUCCUUCUCCAUGGAUCUGAAGGAGAGCACCAGCGAGGGAAGCCUGGGCAGUCUCCAGCCCUCCAGCCUGCAGAUCUUCGCGAACACCUCAACCCUCCAUGGAAUCCGCCACAUCUUUGUCUAUGGACCCAUGACUAUCCGGCGGGCCCUGUGGGCUCUGGCCUUUGUGGCGUCCCUGGGCCUCCUCCUGGUGGAAAGUUCGGAGAGGGUUGUGUACUACUUCUCCUACCAGCAUGUCACCAAGGUGGAUGAGGUCGUGGCCAACAGCCUGGUUUUCCCAGCUGUCACCAUCUGCAACCUGAACGGGUUCCGCUUCUCCCGCCUCACCACCAAUGACUUGUACCACGCUGGUGAUCUCCUGGCCUUGCUGGAUGCCAACUUGCAAGUUCUCCAGCCCCAUCUCGCUGACCCAACAGUUCUGGCCAUCCUACAGGAAAAGUCUAACUUCCAGCAUCACCGAGCCAAGGUCUUCAGCAUGAGUGAGUUCCUGGGGCGCGUGGGCCACGACAUGAAGGAAAUGUUAUUGUACUGCAAGUUUCGGGGACAUGAGUGCAGCCACAAGAACUUCACAACUGUUUUUACGAAAUAUGGGAAGUGCUACAUGUUUAACUCAGGAGAAGAUGGGCAUCCUUUGCUGACCACUGUCAAGGGCGGGACAGGCAAUGGUCUGGAGAUCAUGUUGGACAUUCAGCAAGAUGAGUACUUGCCGAUAUGGGGAGAAACAGAUGAAACUACAUUUGAAGCAGGAGUCAAAGUCCAGAUCCACAGUCAGUCUGAGCCACCAUUCGUCCAAGAGCUCGGGUUCGGGGUGGCACCUGGAUUCCAGACUUUUGUAGCCACUCAAGAGCAAAGGCUGACGUACCUUCCACCUCCAUGGGGUGAGUGCCGCUCUUCAGACUUCGGCCUGGACUUCUUUCCCAUCUACAGCAUCACCGCCUGCAGGAUUGACUGCGAGACCCGCUAUGUGGUGGAAAACUGCAACUGCCGAAUGGUUCACAUGCCAGGAGAUGCUCCAUUCUGCACACCAGAGCAGUAUAAAGAAUGUGCAGAACCUGCACUAGGGCUUCUUGGUGAAAAAGACAGCAGUUACUGUGUGUGCCAAACACCAUGCAAUUUGACCCGCUACAACAAGGAACUCUCCAUGGUCAAGAUCCCCAGCAAAACUUCAGCCAAGUACCUCGAGAAGAAAUUCAACAAGUCAGAAAAAUACAUCUCGGAGAAUAUCCUCGUGUUGGACAUAUUUUUCGAAGCCCUCAACUACGAGACCAUUGAGCAGAAGAAAGCAUAUGAGGUGGCAGCUUUACUUGGUGAUAUUGGAGGUCAGAUGGGCCUUUUUAUUGGUGCUAGCAUCCUCACCAUUCUAGAAAUAUUUGACUAUAUCUACGAGCUGAUCAAGGAGAAAUUGUUAGAUCUUCUUGGCCAGGAGGAGGAGGAAGGAAGCCACGAUGAGAAUGUGAGCACAUGUGAUCCUUUGCCAAAUCACUCUGACCCCAUCAGCCACACUGUGACAGUCCCCCUGCAGACAACACUUGGCACGUUGGAAGAGAUUGCGUGUUGACAACGCCCUCCCCGGACACCAUGGAUUGCCAGAUGGCAGGAACUCUCUCUCCAGGAGCCAGGGAAUCGCGCGCAGGUUCGCCGCCCGGGGUGGGGGAACAGCUGAGGAAUUCGCUAUGCAUCCAACUCUUCUCUUUCUCUUUUUGCCAAAAUCCAGUGAGAGACACCUUGGACUAAAUUGCAUCACCUCUGUCCACGUGGAGUUGGGAGGAAGAGGAGGGUGUGGGGAGAAGUGGGGUUGUCUUCACCGGCAGAGGCCGUGUCUCAGUAUUUGAACUAUAUGAACCAGACAACCAAGGAGCCAUUUCCUAGACUGCCAACCAACUGUACAGAAGAAGCCUGCAUGCCAAUCCUUUUGAUGGCAAUAUCUCCCUCUUUUUUCUUUACAAGCCGCGUCUCUGUCCAAAAGCUGUUUGUUUUUUUCCACUACAAAGGAGGAGGCCACUGGCACAGAUGCCCCCUGAAUUCACCAUUACUUCAAUACACCACAGGACAAGUUAGAAUAAAGAGGGAGCCAGAAGCAAAGGUCAUGGACCACCAUUCCCUCUUUCUGUUGUCUAAAAUCUGUAACAGAGCUCAAGUCUUGCACGGGCUCAGCCAUUGGUAACUAAGGUGAGCGGAACCCAAUGAAUCAGCUUGCCUCAUCUACCACCAGGAGUAACACCCCCCCCCCCAACACACACUCACAAGCAUUUGCCCCAUUGGCACACAUUAAGUCACAGCUACUCUUGUGAUCAGGUCAGCGCAUAAUACAACAUGUGUGUUUCAGGACUUGGGAUGGGGGAGGCUGGGUUCAGUUGCCUUUCUGCUCUAACCUGCUUCCUCAUUCUUAACAGUGCUAUUAAAGGUGGUC
This is a messenger RNA of Eublepharis macularius, 2418 nucleotides long. RefSeq names its product acid sensing ion channel subunit 2 (gene ASIC2). Gene Ontology annotation, molecular function: ligand-gated sodium channel activity. NCBI's taxonomy places the organism in Eukaryota, Metazoa, Chordata, Lepidosauria, Squamata, Eublepharidae. Gene Ontology annotation, cellular component: membrane. Gene Ontology annotation, biological process: sodium ion transmembrane transport. The transcript has 10 exons. The record is from RefSeq and is a predicted model, not a curated record. The coding region runs from base 1 to 1566 and encodes 521 amino acids.